AAAAAAUAAGUGAAAGGAUAAGAUUGAAAAAAAAAAUUUACAUCAUUGUUUAUCUUUGCAUCUAUUAGAAAAAAAAAAAGCCUAUAUAAAUAUGGCAACCCCUGGCCACAUUUCUUGUAUCCUUUAAUUUUAUUAAUUAACUAUUACUCAUGUCUGAAGGCAAGUCAUUUCAAUCCACCAGUGUUAAACACAUUGGUUCUUAUCCCUUGGUCAAGUCCGUUAGUGACUUUUUACUUUCAUUUAGUUUAUUAAAUUAUUUUUAUCAAGAAUUAUACCAUUUUAUUGGUAUUUUCAAUAGUAAUAUUAGUAAAGUUGAACCGAUUUAUAAUGGGUUGGUAUUUUUAGAUGCUAAUUUUGAUCGUAUGGUUUUAAGUCGUUUAGACUCUGUUAUUGCUAAGACUCCUGACUUGAGUGCAUACCAUCCAGUAACCAUUUAUACUAAAAGUGUGGUUAAAUUAAACAAAGAUUGGUUGAAACCAACUAAUGAAAGCAUUUACAAGACUUAUGAUGCAUAUUUACCCGGGUCAUUAACUGAAAAUAAGACUAGUUUCAAGAUUGACGCCGUCACCAAGGAUGAGACCAAGAUUGGACUGGAAAUUUCUCAUUUUGUUGAAAUCUCAAACGAAUUCUUGAACCGUUUGAAAUACUACAUUACUGGUAAGUCAAAUGACGUUAGUGAAGCUUUGAUUAAUACUUAUAAUUCGGAAUACGAAAAAUUGGAUGCUACUAAUCCUUAUUUUAAAUCCGGUCAAGCUUCUUACAAGACUGGAUUGACUUUGAUUAACGAUGUUAAGUCCGAUUACUUUGUUCCCUUGAAAAAUCAAGUCAAUGACGUUGCUAGCCAAACCAAGACUAGAAUCAAUAACUCUAUCAACUUGAACUUGCAACAAGUUGAAGAAAAAAAGAAUGAGUUGAUUAACGGUACUGCUAAUCCUCCAGUUAGUGCUUCUGCUUAGAAAAUGGCGCCACUUUUAUAUCGAUUCCUUUUAUGUUUUAUAUAAUUUUCUUAUUCUAUUCAAUUUUCUUUAUUUAAUUUCUUUAUAUAACUUUGUUUUAAUUU
This is a messenger RNA of Hyphopichia burtonii NRRL Y-1933, 1060 nucleotides long. RefSeq lists its product as uncharacterized. The coding region runs from base 150 to 956 and encodes 268 amino acids. The record is from RefSeq and is a predicted model, not a curated record. NCBI's taxonomy places the organism in Eukaryota, Fungi, Ascomycota, Pichiomycetes, Serinales, Debaryomycetaceae. The transcript has a single exon.